CAUUCUCUCAUUCAAGUUUCGAUUGCUCCCCGAACUAUGUAAAUUGUUAGUGUCUAAUGUCAUUUUAUGUCCUGCUCUGGCUGGGGAGCUGCUACACCUGCUACACACAGACAUGUGCUCCAAGGAUCGGUAUCUGCAAUUGUUUUGUCCAGAUCUUCUGCCGGGCAAAGCGCCCAAUUGGUUUGCCUACAGCAUGAAUCCCAACUGGUUUCAUCAGGAGGAACUGCUGCGCUCCAUCUACAGCACACAGGACCUGCAAACGGAGUGCCAAAUUAUGGGUCUAAUGAUGUCCGUGUCCAGGUCAAGGGCGCAGUUUCCGCCGUCUGUGCUCAGACGAGUCGGUGGCAUGGACAACAAAACAAAGCCGGAACCAACCGAUGCCGAUGUGGUCUUUGGCCGCUGCGAGAAAUUGCCGCCAGAGCCCCACUGUGGCUGGGGCCGAUCACGCAUCGAGUGGCUGUGGCAGCUGGAGCGACAGCAAAAGCUGACUCAAGCCUGGCUAGAGCCGCUCGGCUCCAUCGACCUGGCCAAGAGUACUGACAUCCGUGGCCAAAGCAAAAGCAAAAACAAGACCAGAGGCAGACGGCAUCCAGCAGGCUGCUGGUGCUGGCUUCGUCACAGCUGCGGCCUGGGCCUCGACUCCGACACGGACAGCCUGGACGUGCCCCACUGCCGCCGCGAGACAAGUUCGUGAUUUGUGACACGUCUUCCACAGGGGGAGACAGGAGCAGGAGCAGGAACAGCUCGUCGACAACUUUUCGGGUCAGCCGUGCAAUUUGAUUUCGAUUUCGAGUGAAUGUGUUCUGAGACCGCAAUUAAAUUCGUCUUCUCCAGGCACAA
This is a messenger RNA of Drosophila subobscura, 840 nucleotides long. RefSeq lists its product as uncharacterized. The transcript has a single exon. NCBI's taxonomy places the organism in Eukaryota, Metazoa, Arthropoda, Insecta, Diptera, Drosophilidae. Bases 113 to 694 code for a protein of 193 amino acids. The record is from RefSeq and is a predicted model, not a curated record.